AUGAAGGAUGAUAGAUUAUCAAAGAAGAGAAAAGAUCCUUUCCAAGGUAUGGAGAGCAUGGAUAGAACGAGAAAGCCUGUCUCAGUCUUUGGAGAGAACAACUCAAAAGUAUCAAUGCCAUGCACGAGGAAGGUGAAAGAGCAAGCAACAACACUAGUUGUAAGAAGCAGAAACCGAAUUAUAACCAUUAUGCAAAUGGUUCAGGGUUUUGGGACUGUGAGAUGGAAGGUGUUGACUCCGAAGAAGUGGGACAUAGUGAAGUCUGGGAAGGAGUUGGUUCCACCACAUUCGGGGAUAUAG
Messenger RNA from Eruca vesicaria subsp. sativa (arugula), 300 nucleotides. Lineage: Eukaryota; Viridiplantae; Streptophyta; Magnoliopsida; Brassicales; Brassicaceae. The record is from the annotation of a GenBank genome assembly.